Puccinia triticina is the source of this 798-nucleotide messenger RNA. RefSeq lists its product as uncharacterized. The transcript is spliced from 6 exons. The record is from RefSeq and is a predicted model, not a curated record. NCBI's taxonomy places the organism in Eukaryota, Fungi, Basidiomycota, Pucciniomycetes, Pucciniales, Pucciniaceae. The coding region runs from base 1 to 798 and encodes 265 amino acids.
AUGACCCCCAGUCACGCUGGCGCCCUUCCUGUUGUACACUGGGACGCCACCGUUUAUGGACGUCCCCUCAUCUUGCCGGCGCUCUGGGGUCGCAUCCGGCCCCAUGGCGCCAAUAAGUGGGCGUACUUGUGGUCCAAUACGGCCCCGCAAAUCCGACCCUGCUAUCGCCCACCCUCCAUCGAUCGACCCGCCCCCACGCCCAUUCACCGACGAACCAACCAGCCCAAGAACUCCGCCAUGCAGCAAGCAGAAUCAGAAUACACCCUUGAAGGUGAUUUGUACUUCUGUAACGUGUGCCCCCGAGCCAGAGGUGCGAAGUCUUGGAAGGUGCACGCCCGGAAGCCUGCCCACCAAACCAACCUCCGGCGCCGCGACGAGUUGAGGCAACGGACCGCACCCGCACCUCCCCAGCCGGCUUCGGACGCUGCAUACGAGCAGCGUGUUUGGGCACGGCUGACCGCUUUGAUGUCGCUGAACAACGGCCUCCCCGGCCCAGACAACAAUCCGAGGUCUUUAGAUGCCGACAUCGUGGCCUUACAUGCACGCGACCGUGCUCUGCCGCCCAGCGCUUCGGAGCAACCUGAUGAUGCACCAAACAUUGGACAUCAGACUGCACAGGGUUCAAGUUGGCCUGGCAUAAUUGCAACAGAGGCCACUGCCAUCGUAGCCAACAAGGACAAUCCGAUGGGUGGACAAGACACACCUGAGGCACCCGAGCCCCCCAUUAUUCGUAUUGACAAGAGAUCUGACCGCGUGGACAUGAGCGCAUGGUACCCAUUCAAAAACAAGAUGGCGUGA